AUGGCUCUUGGAUGGCCUCACGUCACUUGGUCGAGUCGUCGUUUCCUAAGUCAAAUCUCCUCGCCUUCCCAGUUCGUACCACCACUUGGCCAAUUGGUUUUAGGUUGGAACUCAAUUGAACAUGGUAUCUACGUCGCCCGAGUCAAAUCUCCUCAUCUCCCCAAUUCAUACCACCACGUGGCCAAUUGUUGGGAGCUCGUCGUCGAACCAAACAUGAAGAUGAGUCUAGAAACCAAAGCUGUCUCAAUUCAUCUCGUAGCCUUAUUUCUCUCUCUCAUCCCACCAUUGCUUCAAAUCAAAGCCCUUGCCCUUGACACAACAACAUCAUCUCUUAGUCUUGCGAACAAUAUUAAUGUUGCUGGCAACGAGACUGAUUUUCAUGCAUUAUUGGCCUUCAAGUCAAAUAUAUACCCAGAAUAUCAACAUGCCUUGAGCUCAUGGAAUGAAUCUCUCCAUUUCUGUCGCUGGCAAGGUGUCACAUGUACAUACAGUUGCCGACUCAAACGAGUCACCAUUAUAGACCUCACUUCCAAAGGUCUAACGGGUUCUUUGACUCUUUAUAUUGGAAACCUCAGCUUUCUCCAAGAGCUAAGACUUUCUAACAACACUUUUAUUGGUAAAAUUCCAACUGAGCUCGGUAAUCCUUUUAGGUUACAGAAUCUGAAUUUGAGCUUUAACGGUUUCGAAGGUACAAUUCCAACAAGCCUAUCUCAUUGCUCAAAUCUAAUGUACCUUAAUGUCCGCAGAAAUAAGCUAGUUAGAGAGUUCUUGAAAGAACUCGCUUACUCAAUGCCGAGACUCAUAUACCUCAUAGUUUCUGAGAACAAUUUGACGGGAGGAGUUCCUCCGUCGAUUGGAAAUCUUAGUUCUCUGACAUGCUUUUCUGCCUUUGACAAUCCUUUCAGAGGAAGUAUCCUGAAUGCUUUGGGUCAAUUGAGAAACCUAAACUUUCUUCAAUUGGGUGAAACUCAAAUUUCAGGUACCAUCCCUCCUUCCAUAUACAACCUAUCGUUGCUUGUUGUGUUCUCAGUUCAAUAUAAUCGACUUCAGGGUAGUCUUCCACCGACAUUCGGUUUCAUGUUCCCUCACCUUGAGGACCUUCAGCUAUACGCCAACCAAUUUAAUGGUUUGAUUCCGCUUUCAAUAUCCAACUGUUCGCAGUUGGUAAGGCUCGAAUUGCAAAUGAACAGAUUAAGUGGAAAAGUAAGCAUUGACUUUGGAAACAUGCAAAAUCUCCGUUGGAUACAUCUAGAAGGGAACAAUUUUGAAACUAGGGGAUCUGAUGGGCUAGCCUUUCUUAGUUCUUUUACCAAUUGUAGCGCUUUGAGAAAAUUACUUUUGGCCAAUAACCAAUUCGGAGGGGUACUACCAGACUCUGUGGGCAAUUUAUCAACCUCUCUAUAUUGGUUGUCACUAGGUGGAAAUCAAUUGUAUGGAUCAAUUCCUUCAACAAUAGGAAACCUUGUAAAUCUGCAAACCUUACUUCUGGGAAAUAACCUAUUCACAGGCUCAAUUCCUUUUAGUAUAGGUUAUCUUCAUAAGGCACGAAGAAUAUCUUUUUCACAAAACACUAUCUCAGGUGAAAUUCCAAAGUCUAUUGGAAACUUGUCAUUGCUGAUUGAACUUUACUUGGGGAAAAACAAACUAGAGGGAGCCAUACCCGCGAGUCUUGGCUACUGUCGGAAUUUGUUAUUGCUAAGACUUUAUGAAAAUAACCUUAAUGGGAGCAUACCAAGACAACUUUUGAUGAGGUUGGAAAACUCAAUCAUUUACUAG
Molecule: messenger RNA, 1776 nt
Organism: Rhododendron vialii
Lineage: Eukaryota; Viridiplantae; Streptophyta; Magnoliopsida; Ericales; Ericaceae
Product: putative receptor-like protein kinase At3g47110
Exons: 3
Coding region: 1-1776 (591 amino acids)
Molecular function (GO): protein binding
Source: RefSeq, a predicted model, not a curated record